This is a messenger RNA of Lutzomyia longipalpis, 6435 nucleotides long. It is a transcript of the gene pps, whose product is annotated as death-inducer obliterator 1. Gene Ontology annotation, molecular function: protein binding. Gene Ontology annotation, cellular component: nucleus. Bases 341 to 5902 code for a protein of 1853 amino acids. NCBI's taxonomy places the organism in Eukaryota, Metazoa, Arthropoda, Insecta, Diptera, Psychodidae. Gene Ontology annotation, biological process: DNA-templated transcription. The record is from RefSeq and is a predicted model, not a curated record. The transcript has 9 exons.
UUUCAUGGACACACUAAUAACAUCAUGGCGGCUAUUGAGAAAUUGCAAUUUGCUUGAGGAAAAAUCCGCAUUUUCCCAUUAAUUUUCCCAAAAAUCAAAGCGUGAGGGAACAAAAGAUUUUCCCCGAGUCCCCGUGCGUGUGGUGUGUGUGAAAAUAGUGGUGAAGAGUGGUGGGAAAAGGGUGAAAAAGGCACGAAAAGUUGGCAUCUGACAUUUAAUCGUUCGGGGUGGCGGCGUCGCUUCCUUUCUGGGGCGAAACAUAAGGAAGGGCUCGUGCGCCUGAGAAAAACAUCCGGGUGAGAAUGUUCCGGUGGGGUGUGUAAAAUGUGGUCAACGCGAAAUGUCGAAUUCAGUUUUUACGGACUUUUCGGCACAGAGUAGAAACGACAGUAGUUUGGUUAUUGUGCGAAAUAAGGAUGGAGUUGUUUCCGUAGAUUCAGCAGCCCUUCGUAGUUAUUUGAAGAAUGAAUCUGGGAAUACGUCUGUGAGCGUUAUUCGUGUGGCAUCCCCAACGCCAAGCUUGAAGGAGGAACUGGAGGAAGAGGAGCAGGAGCUACAUGCAAAUCCGGAUAAUGAUGAUAUGGACGGUGAUUUGACGAGAAAGGAUGUAGACCCGGAAGCACCGCAUGUUAGAGUCACUGUUGAAGAUUUCUAUUCGCCGGAUGAGGCCAAAAGGCUCAGAUCUGAAAUCCUUCAAUAUGCUGGCAUGAGUUCGCAUUUAUUGCUGGACAUUGACAAUGAGGAGCGCGUUAAGAGUAUCCACAAUGAUCAUUGCUACACCCCAUUGACUUCUCCAAGUCAACGGAAUCCACCUUCUCGUGCCACAACACCACCCACUGUCCAACCACCCGCAAAAGAGGUACGGAAAGCGGCGGAGAGUGAGCCCGUGGAUGCGGGAAAAGCCGAAGAAUCCGACCAGGAGGGAGGACAAUCAGACGCAGCGACUGAGAGUACAUUCAGUGAGAGUGAUUUUAGUGUGAGUGAGAGUGAGAACGAUCGCGAUAGUGAUCUGGACUAUACGGUUAACGAUCGUGGGACACGUCGGGGGAAGAAUAAGAAGAAUCGCGGGGGUGCAAAAGGUGCCAGUGCACGUGGUCGUGUCACCCGGAAGCAGCGGCAGCAGAGUUUCUCCUUUGAAGUUGACCCAGCUGAAGGAUUUGAGGAGGAAGAGCCACGAAGUGAAUCAGGUGGAAAGAAGAAGCCCAAAGCGCCGAAAACACCAAAACCAACACCCAUUAAGGUGCAGAAGAAACGCGAAGAGUUGCCAAAGGAGGAAUCCCCAAAGGCGGAAGUUGUUCAGCAGCCGAAGGUUCAACCACAGCUGGUGGUGAAGAAGGAUAAGAAGCCACCAGCACAUGUGGAGGCUCUCUUCACCGACAUGACAUCCCUCUUCUCCACACCGGACAUCAUAAAGAAGGUAUCAAGUGAGGCGGCAGCAAAGGUAGAACCCCCACCGCUUGUCUACACAACCACGACAAAAACUUACGGGCCGAAGAAGGAGAUCGCCCUGGAGACUGAUAGGGAUCAGCUUGAGCUGAUUGAUUCGAUUGUGAAGCAAGAACUCGAGGCGAGGGCCCCCAUUGACAGCACAACGCAACAAAUGGCCGAAGAUAUUCCGAGUAUUGUGAAGAUGCUGGAGAAUCCGGAUACAGCGCUCAAUCCGGAACUCCUCAGUGAUGUCAUUGGCUUGAAUACGAGUCAAGUGGCAACAAGUACAGCCGCCACACCCGCCCAGGCAGCCAACACCGCGGAACUUGAUCUCCUUGAGGGUCUAACGUCCGAGGAUGGGCUUCCGGAUGAAUUGCUGCAGCAUGUGGCGGAAUUGGUGGAGAAUAAGAAUCUCCAGGAGGUGAUUGAUAAGCAAGUUUUGGGUGUACAGACCACGCUGGGUACGGCAGUCACCACGACGCCUCCUGUGAGCUCCAGCACGCCAAAGAUGGAGGAGAAGGAGAGCCCAUUUGUGAAGUUGGCGAAGCAGAAGCAAAUGGCCAAGGAGGCGGCGGCCAGUAUAAUGUCAAUGAAUCGCAAGGAACCCAUAACGAUUGUCCGGAGUGAUGGGCGGGUGAUCACCCUUCCGCCCAUUGAGGCGCCAACCACAAGGGGGGCAAAGAGGCGGGCGCAGAGUACGGCAUCCACCUCCAAUACGUCCGUUGCGUCAUCCCCAACGUCGACGCCGCAGCACAAAGCACAGCGGGAUGCCGAUGUGGUGCCGUCGCUCAAGAGGAGCACCUCAAAGGGCACCGACAAGGAGGCAUCAAAGUCCAGCAGUCGCAGGACCAGCGCCACCCCUUCCUUGGCGGAAUCCGAGGAGAAUAUGGAUUCCGAUGCCAGCUGGAAUUCCGAAGAUGAUCCGGAUAGACUUUGGUGCAUUUGCAAGCAGCCGCACAACAAUCGCUUCAUGAUUUGCUGCGACGCGUGUGAAGAUUGGUUCCACGGGAAGUGUGUCAACAUAACAAAGGCAAUGGGGCAGCAAAUGGAGGAGCAGGGAAUCGAAUGGAGAUGCCCGAAUUGCUUGAAAAAAGGUCCAGCAGCAAAGAAGGGCGGCUCCUCAGCAUCUGAUGAUGCUUCCUCAGCUCAAUCACCAACAUCUUCCUCCACAAGUACACUGCUGAGUUGUAUUGUGUGCAAGAAACCAUCACGUCCCAAUUCAAUCUACUGCAGUGAUGAUUGCAUACGGAAGCACGCGAUGGUGACAACAAAGAGCAGUGGGGCGGCAAAGGAGGCCCCAUCGAAGCCCCCCGCGGCUCCGGGGGGUGCCACGAAGAAGGUUGGGGUGCUUAAGAAUAAAUUUGAUCGUGUUAUUGUCUACAAUAAAGUCACAGGGAAGUGUCUCAGUGGCGAAUCAGCGCCAACAUUAACAAAUCUCAAGCAUUGGCUGUCUGAGAAUCCAAACUAUGAGGUUGUACAGCCGGGAAGUGCUAUCGGGCAGGCAUUUAAGGCUAAACAAGCCCAAUUAACGAGCAUUUCAAAGCAAAUGGCCCUCAAGAGGCAGCAACAGAUGGAAAAGGAGUCGGCGCAGGGCAAAGAAAAGGUUCAGACGCAGCUCAAAGUGAUGUCGAAUAAGCAAAUUGUCGUGAUGCAUCCGAGUGGGCAGAAAUUGACGGCGGAGGGAAAGUCCUCGCCGAAGGUGCCAAAAGCAUCGCCGCAGGCAUCAACAUCGGGUGGGCAGAAGGUGUCGCUGAAACAAACCCAAUUGCCCGUGACAAAGACCAAAAAAUCCCCAGCAGCUGCUGAUGGGGCGAAAUCCUCUCCGCGUGGGGAGCCUGAGCCGAUUCGUGUUAAUGUCCGGCGGACGCUUAAGGAGCAACUUACAUCGCGCAUUGCUGACGCGACUGAGGUUCAGGGGAAGCUCACAGCGGAGGAGGUGGCAAAGUUUGCGACUGAUGUUGAGUAUGAGAUGUUUAUGUUGUUCAAUAAGGACACAGGAACGAAGUAUCGGGCAAAGUAUCGUUCGUUGAUGUUUAACAUUAAAGACAGGAAGAAUAUGUCGCUGUUGGAGAAGAUUUGUGAGAAAUUCAUCACACCUGGGCAGCUGGUGCGAAUGGCACCGGAAGAAUUGGCGAGUCAGGAGUUGGCGCAAUGGCGUGAGAAUGAGAAUAAGCAUCAAUUGGAGAUGAUAAAGAAGUCCGAAUUGGAUUUGUUGGCAUGUGCAAAGAAUUACGUGCUGAAGACGCACAAAGGGGAGGAAGUUAUUGAAGGGCGUAUCAGUGAGCGGGUGUCGCUGGAUCCAUCAAUUGCCGUUGAGGAUGUCGUGUCGGUGCUCAAUAAUUCCACCGUGACGAGUAGUAGUGAACCCGAAGGAGCCAAAGAGAAGGGAAAGAGUGAGAAGGGGGGGAAGGAUGCUGCGGUGUCGAGUAGUAAGAGUGGCGGACAUUCGAGUAGUAGCAAGAAGAAGGAUCGUGAUCGUCGCAGUCGUAGCCGGGAUCGGCAUGAUUCACGCGGGAAGUCGUCAAAGCACAAAAGGAAACGCAGCAGGGAACGACGGAGUCGAAGCAGGGACAAGGAGGAGCGACAUCGGGAGGCAAAACGUGAGAAGGAUCGUGAAAAGGGUGGGAGAGAUCGCGAUAGGAGUCGUGAUAAGAAGAGUGUUUCAUCGAGCACAAAGAAGGUGUCGGAGGAUAAGAAAGUCCCGCAGAAGGAGGUGAAGCCUGCUGGGAGUGAGAAGAAGCAGGAAGAAUCGUACAAUCUCAUUGAUAAAAUUCUCAAAGCUUCGGAGAUUAUUGAUAAGACCGCAACGGUGGUGGAUGAGGGGAAGAAGGAGGCCAAAGAAGUUAAGGAACAGGCAAAAGGGGACAAGCAGGUGUCUGAAUCCCAAAUCCCCGAACCGCCGAAGAAGUCAAUGAGUGUUGAAAGUGAUCAGGAGCCAUCUAGUACAAUUACAAUCCCAACUCCACCCGAGACAACGUACGACAAUGAAGAGGAGGAACAGCAGGAGUACACAGCGACCCCAUCAAUUUGGACAGGAAGCAUAAAUAUGGUUGAUGUGGCAACAUUCCAAAUCUCAGCAUUUAGCGUGAGUGGGGAAUGUGAGGCAAUUGGGAAGGAACUCCCACCGGCGCUGGACAUUGUGGGGCGUAUAAGUCCGGAAACAGUGUGGGAGUACAUAAGUAAGAUCAAGAAGAGUGGCAACAAAGAGAUUCUCAUUUUGCAAUUUAAAGCUGAGACUGAAUCGGAGCAGACAAAGUAUUUUGCUCUGUACACAUACCUUGAUUCCCGGAAACGUCUGGGGGUCGUGAAGACAGCCUCGACAUCCAUUAAAGAUUUCUACAUUUCACCCCUUGCUGCGCAUAAAUCCCUCCCGUCGGUUCUGCUGCCAAUAAAAGGGGUUGGAUUUGAGGAUAAUCGCCCUGAUCUACUCCUGGGGAUUCUUGUGAUGAUCAAAAGUGGCGUAAAGCGCGUCUCAACAACACUCGUGUCGUCAAAGCAUGCAAAGAGAGCUGCAUUGGCAAGUGUGGCGCCAAAAGGAAGUAUAGAGAGUCAUACACCACCAACGAGUCCCAAAUCUCAAAUUAGUCUCAAAACGAAGGGAUUGCAGGAUUCCCGGAAGAAGUUGAUGAUGAUGAUGCCAAAGCAGGGAAGUAAAGAAAAAAUCCCAGCUAAAGUUGCAACAGUUGCAGCACCUUCAAAAGUUGAAUCAAAUCCCGAUGAUGAUGAACCUUAUUCACCUGGUGGGAGUGACGAUGACAUACCGAUGCUACCGUCGAGUACAUCAACUGUAGCACCAGCUGCAAUCGCCGCACUCGAUCCGGAUGACAUUCAGCGGAAGAUGGAGGAGUUGAAUCGGCAAAUUGGGGCGAAAAAGAUGGAAAUUGCGGGAAUUCUCAAUAAGGGGCAGGAUACAAUUAGCGAUGAACCUUAUUCCCCAUCGGGUCCUGUUACCCCUCCAGCAAUCCCCGCAAUUCCCGCUGCAAUUCCAUCUCUUGCAAACAUUUCAAUUCCAUCGAAUUUGUCGGAGAUUCUUGCGAGUAUUAAGAAUGUUUCGGGGCCAACAACAGCAGGCAGCGGCGGCACAAAGGGGAUUGAUUCAAUUGAUCCCGCCGAGGAGGAGGAAGAUGAGGAAUACACACCAAUUGCACCGUCGAGUAUUUCAGGGACUUUCCAGGGGGUUGAUUACAAGCCAACAGGGUAUAAACCAACUCUUGCCGCUGCUGCCACAACAACGGACAGUUCGGGUCCGAGUAAGUUGGCUCAACUGUCGGAGGAGGAACUUCUCAGUAUGGUGCCCGAUGAUGCAAUCCUUGAGGAUAUCAAAGCAUCAAAAGCCGAUGAAGCUGCCGCCACGGAGGCACCCAAAGAUGACCCAACGUAUGAGCCGGCUGCUAAAAAAUCCAAAUGGGAUGAAAAGGAGAAAUCAACGGAACCUCCUCCGCCGGGACUUGAAGAUGAAUAUGAGCCAGAGUAAGUUUAAUUGAAAAUUUACUUAUAUUAAAAAAAGAAGAAAUAAAAAUAAAAUGAAAUUUAAGAAAAAUUUCCCAAAAAAAAAAAGUUGCCACGAUUCGUUGCAUUUAACAAGUGGAAAAGUUUUCUUUAUUAAUCAAACAUGUGGGAUGAAUGGAAAUUUCCACAAGUGAGAAAAAUAAAUUUUCAUCUCAUGAAAACUCUGAGAAAAUUUAUGAAGAAGGUGUGAGAAAGAUAAGAGAAGAAAACCAAAAAUUUCUUUAAUCUUAUCGUCCCAAAUUUAACGUGAAAUAAAAAAAAAAGAAUUAGUUUCUAAUUUUAUCUUGCUAAAAUAAACAUUUAAAUAAAAUAAUAUUAAAAAUAGAAGAAGAAAAAAACUAAAAUAAAAUAAGGAAAGCAAGUAGUUCUUAUCAUAUUGGUAAUGUGAAUGGAGAAUAUUGUGGGCGUUGAAUGGAAAGAAAAAGAAAAAAAGCAUGAAAAUUUCUCUUUAGAAAAUUAACAAUUUAAAGAAAUAAAUAAAUGAAAAUUGUACUGAAA